GUUAGGAUGAUGUGGAAUCGUUUUUAAUAAGUAUAUACACGAAUUAAAUUCGAAUAUAAAGUUCAUGUUUUUACUUGUAUGUUUUUCAGCAAAAACAGCUCGAUCUUCAGAAAGAAGCUGAACAGCAUGAAUUAGAUGGUGAAGUCAACAAAAAAACAUCACAGGAUACAGUAAACGAGGAACAUAGUUUUAGUGUUGACAGUUUAAAACAAACGGAACACGUUAAGGACAGAAGCACUACACCACAAUCUGCGCAUACAGAUGGUGUAUCCAUUGUACCAGUACCAGAGUGUGCACAUAUGAACGAGUUAUCUAUUGCGCCCUCACAAGAGAGACAAUUGUCAAAUCAGGAGUAUAUGGAAAAUCUGUGGAGACAGAAACUAGAAAAGAUUACCCCGGUAGAAAAAAGAAGUAACAUUUACAAUGAAGCACCUUUGACUGACACUACAAACUCACAGAUGGCUCGCAACACUGAUAUGAUGCAUGGAACACCUUUGACUGACACUUCAAACUCACAGAUGGUUCGCAACACUGAUAUGAUGCAUGGAACACCUUUGGCUGACACUACAAACUCACAGAUGGUUCUCAACACUAAUAUGAUGCAUGGAACACCUUUGGCUGACAUUAGAAAUCCACAGAUGGUUCGCAACACUGAUAUGAUACAUGUAACACCUUUGGCUGACACUAGAAACUCACAGAUGGUUCGCAACACUGAUAUGAUGCACGGAACACCUUUGGCUGACAUUACACACUCACAGAUGGUUCGCAACACUGAUAUGAUGCAUGGAACACCUUUGGCUGACAUUACAAACUCACAGAUGGCUCGCAACACUAAUAUGAUGCAUGGAACACCUUUGGCUGACAUUACAAACUCACAGAUGGUUCGCAACACUGAUAUGAUGCAGACUGAAGUAAGCCCGUAUUACCGGGAAAUAUAUGCUAAAAGAUUUUUAGCCAAUGCAAUGCAGACCAAUUCAAACAAACGGAGAUAUUCUGAUUCCAAUAUUUACACUGAGAACAGAGAAGCAUGGGAUAGGGAUUUGUAUCCUGUUGAGUUGUUUCCUAGGAAGCCACAAGUGAUGGAAAUGCAAACAUUUAAUCCAAAUAUUAAUGACACAAUAGAUUUUAGACCAAAUUCAGCACUUAGCGCAGGAACAAAUGUAUUUCUGUCAGGGUAUUGGAAGAAGGGGAUAAUAAUGGACAUUCAGAUGGAUGAUUCUAAAGGGAGAGUGUACACAGUGAAAGACCUUGAGAACAAUAAAAUCCACUGUUUAUCGAAAUACUUAAUUCGUCCUAAUUUGCUGUAUUAAAUAUUCAUUCAUUGCAUAUUGCAUGAAUUUAUGCACUCAAAUUGAAAUUGUUUUAUUUUUUCUACCUACUUAUAGUCACUUUGCUAAAAUCUUUAUUUUAUUGAAGAAGUUUAAAUAUAUAAGAAGAUGUGGUAUGAGUGCGAAUGACAUAACUGUCAAUCCAAGCUGCAAUGUGUAAAGUAAACCAUUUCAAGUUAAAAUACGGCCUUCAACACAGAGCAUAUGUUCACUCAGAACAGCAAUAACUCGUGUUAAACAAUUCAAACGGAAAAACCUACAGUUUUGUAUUUAUAUAAAACAUAUUUAGCUUUCUAAUCAUUG
Messenger RNA from Mytilus trossulus (common blue mussel), 1631 nucleotides. RefSeq lists its product as uncharacterized. Bases 300 to 1310 code for a protein of 336 amino acids. The record is from RefSeq and is a predicted model, not a curated record. The transcript is spliced from 5 exons. Lineage: Eukaryota; Metazoa; Mollusca; Bivalvia; Mytilida; Mytilidae.